UGAUGACGUCGGAUCGUAUCCGCUUAUCGGUAGCAGUGGUCGCAGUUGAGGCUGUUGAGUCGUAGUAGUGAAGAAACGCAAUUUGACAGAACUACAAUGAGUGAUGAUGGUGGGGGUUGUGGAGGUGACAGUGGAGGUGGUGGAGGUGACAGCUGUGGUGGCGGGGAUGUGAGCGGAAGUGGUGGAUGUGACAGCACCUCCUACCAUCAUGACUCUGGUCACCAUGAUGUCAGUGGAAGUGGUGGAUGCCAUAGCACAUCCUACCAUCAUGACUCUGGUCACCAGGGCACUGACCAUGGCCACAGUUCAGCCAACGACAGUGAUCAGAAUGUCUUCAAAGAUUAUUCAUUUGUUGGAGCUGGAAUUGGUGCUUCAGACUGGCGUAAUGAUUAUGAUGCUGAUGACAGCCACAGCAGCACAAGAAAUAAAAAGUACAUGAAGGGCAAAAGGAAGGAGAAAGACCAUCAUCAACAGGACUGCUGUGCCCUAAUUUGAAGUUUCCAUUCUGUAAUUGUGAUGAAACUGUCAUUUAUUGGUUUCAGUUUACAUGUCUCAUUAAGUGAUCAAAUGCCCAGCAGAAAUACUGCUAAUUUCUAAUGCUCAGAGCUACCCUAGAAACCCUAGAAACACACAUGUUUCUCAUGUUCAAUCACUAAAUGGAAAAGUGUGGCAUUAUGUAGUGAAGAAAUGUUAAAAUUUACAAAUUUGAACACAGCUUCAGCGUAGCUUUUCCAGAUGUCAAAAAGACAUACUGAAAGUUUUUAAGUUCACUUUAUUGAGCUCAAGUUUCAGAAUCUUGUGUUUUCUUUUUCAGUGAUAUUUCAAGUACAAUAAAAAGUCAUCUUGCCAUCAAGGAUCAUUGAGAAGAACUAAGUAGCAACUCUGGAUUGACCAGACUUUCUGCAGUUGUGUGAGAAGCUGAUUAAUAAAAAGAAUUUGCCUAAAAAUUCUGCAGUGUUUUUAAAUUAGUAUUGAAUUUGCACACAUCAAAGUGGAGUUUGUUAGAAGCAUAGUAUAGCAACAAUGUGAUAUUGUAUACCAUAGAACUAGUUUGUUGAGAACCAUAGAAAAGCUAUGUGCUCACUGAACCAUACUUAAUAUGGACUGAAGCAAGGUAUGCUGAGGAGCCACAGUUCCAUUCAUGUACAGCAUCACAUUAGUACUGUUAACACUACAUGCCACAGUUCCAUUCAUGUA
Molecule: messenger RNA, 1197 nt
Organism: Cryptotermes secundus
Lineage: Eukaryota; Metazoa; Arthropoda; Insecta; Blattodea; Kalotermitidae
Product: keratin, type I cytoskeletal 9
Exons: 2
Coding region: 97-495 (132 amino acids)
Source: RefSeq, a predicted model, not a curated record